This is a messenger RNA of Sinocyclocheilus grahami, 945 nucleotides long. RefSeq lists its product as uncharacterized. Gene Ontology annotation, biological process: negative regulation of apoptotic process; protein autophosphorylation; regulation of mitotic cell cycle. Gene Ontology annotation, cellular component: cytoplasm. Gene Ontology annotation, molecular function: ATP binding; protein serine/threonine kinase activity. Lineage: Eukaryota; Metazoa; Chordata; Actinopteri; Cypriniformes; Cyprinidae. Bases 1 to 945 code for a protein of 314 amino acids. The transcript has 5 exons. The record is from RefSeq and is a predicted model, not a curated record.
AUGUACAAAGCUUCCAAAGGGAAGAAGGGGAAAGCGGUGCGUGUCUUCCGGAAGCUGUGCCAGGCUGGAAAGCGGCCGUUCGUCUGCGGGCCGGACAGAGUGGUGCGUCUCAGAGCACAGACGGACGAUCCCGAGGUGACGCCUGUCUCUGGUCCGGCGGCUGCCGCGGAUCCUGCCGUUCUUGAGCUGCCGUGUCUGCCGGGUCAGGUGUGGGACGAUCCGGAGCCGCCGUCGUGUGUGCCACAUUCCUCCGGGAUCACCAAGCAAACGCCGGAUCCUAUUCCAGAUUCAUCCGCUCUGAGUCUGUGUCACAAAAAAGCUAAGAAAGGAAGGAAGAGGAGAGCGGUCCGUGCCUUCUUCCGGAGAGCAUGUGAGGCUGUGAAGCAGCUCUUCCCCUGCUGCGACCCGGACCAAGUCCAGCCUCCUAAAGCAGAGCCGGAUCUGGACCAAUCCCAGCUCGUUCCUGAGCUGCUGUUUCUGCCGGAGCAGGACCAGGUCUCUGCAGAUCUCCAGUCGUCUCCUGAGGAAGAAGGUCCCUCUGAGAUCCAGCAAGAGGCCCACGAUGCAGUUCUGCCCGGUUCAGUGUCCGGUUCAGUGUCCGGUUCAGUGUCUGGUUCAGUUCCCGGUUCAGUGCCGUCGAUCGUGUCAGAAAUGGCACCGGACACAGUGUCUCCUGAUCCAGAAAUCGAACGGCCUCAAGGAUCCGUCGUGUCUUUGUUUGAAGUGGGACAUUUGAUCGCAUCAGGGAACUUCAGCAAGGUCUAUGAGGGAACACACAUAUUCAGCGACAAAGUGAAGGUUGCUCUGAAGUGUGUCCCCAAGCGCAGAGCGGACCGCUAUCUUGACAUUCCUGGUCACUCCAAACCCAUGCUUGCUGAAGUGGCUCUGAUGCUCCGGCUGGGAGAAGCUCCCUCGUGCCCCAACAUCAUGGAGCUACACCAGUGA